Messenger RNA from Trichoderma gamsii, 384 nucleotides. RefSeq lists its product as hypothetical. NCBI's taxonomy places the organism in Eukaryota, Fungi, Ascomycota, Sordariomycetes, Hypocreales, Hypocreaceae. The record is from RefSeq and is a predicted model, not a curated record. The transcript is spliced from 2 exons. The coding region runs from base 1 to 384 and encodes 127 amino acids.
AUGAAGAAGAAAGUCGAAUGUCAUUUCUUGGACAAAACUUUCUUGGAUUCUCAUGGCAAAGGUGUUUACUUAUCCUCGCAUUUAAGCCAACUAGCGUGGGUUCGUACCGGCCAUGGCAGAAGCCAAGAUCCGGCACAAACACUUCCGUACGAGUUCGCUUUGCUGUAUAUGAGCUUCAGAGAAAAGAUCGAGGAGAAUCGCGUGGGUGUUGACAUCCCGAGGAUUGUAGGGCCUGGAUUUGACGUGGACAUGGACUUUGACAGCUUCGCGACGAAUGAUAACAAGACCGUGUAUGCGAAAUCCGGGAGCGACAUUGUGGUGUUUAGGUUGGAUACCGAUGGAUGGCAGUGGAAGGUUGAUGGAAUUGUCAACACGGCUAUCUAA